Molecule: messenger RNA, 2306 nt
Organism: Mytilinidion resinicola
Lineage: Eukaryota; Fungi; Ascomycota; Dothideomycetes; Mytilinidiales; Mytilinidiaceae
Product: Pkinase-domain-containing protein
Exons: 1
Coding region: 213-2033 (606 amino acids)
Biological process (GO): protein phosphorylation
Cellular component (GO): nucleus
Molecular function (GO): cyclin-dependent protein serine/threonine kinase activity; ATP binding
Source: RefSeq, a predicted model, not a curated record
GUGCCCGCCGUGAAUAGCCUGCCACUUCUAUCGCGACGCAUGGCCUUCCCAGCCCCCUCAAUACCUUCGCACUGAAGACUCUUCCUCCACUCCUCAUGUCCUACAACCUCCUCGACAAACCUUCAAACCCAUCAGCCUCAUCACCGUAAAUCGCGGGCGCUUUACGACCAAUACUCCUCCUCAAUCCCCGAAUCGCGCUUCCGUCCUUCAUCAUGGCUCAGUCUCCCGAGAGUACACCCCUCAGACCUAUCGCGCGCCGCUUCCAUGGCUGCUCCAAGAUCGACGAGUACGAUAUCAUGAGCAAGCUCGGCGAAGGCACCUUUGGCGAAGUCCACAAAGCUCGACAAGUUCGCACCGGCGCCACUGUCGCGAUGAAGAAGAUCCUCAUGCACAAUGAGAAGGACGGAUUCCCAAUCACGGCCUUGCGCGAGAUCAAGCUGCUUAAGAUGCUAUGCCACGACAACGUCCUGAAGCUGGAAGAGAUGGCCGUCGAACGCAAGAAGGGAGCAGGCAGGCAGCGCGCGAUCCUCUAUAUGGUCACCCCGUAUAUGGAUCACGACCUUUCAGGCCUGCUCGACAAUCCGGACGUCCAUUUCACGGAACCCCAGAUCAAGUGCUACAUGCUCCAGCUGUUCAAGGGCCUCCAGUACCUUCACGACAAUCACAUACUCCACCGAGACAUGAAGGCUGCCAAUCUGCUCAUUAACAACAGGGGCCGUCUCCAGAUUGCCGAUUUUGGACUCGCUCGCCACUACGAAGAGCCGGUGCCACGCAAGGGAAUGGGAAAUGGAAGUGCUAAGCGGGAUUACACCCAGCUGGUCGUUACGAGAUGGUAUCGCCCACCGGAGCUCCUCCUGUCACUCCGUCGAUACACCCCGGCCAUCGACAUGUGGGGAGCUGGCUGUGUCUUUGGAGAGAUGUUCAAGAGGAAGCCCAUCCUGGCUGGCACGAGCGAUCUCAAUCAAGCGCACAUCAUCUUCGAACUCGUUGGGUCCCCGAACGACGAAUCCAUGCCUGGAUGGCGCGAUCUGAACGGAUGCGAGGGCGUCAAACAAUUCCCUCCGAAUCCCAAUCCCAAGCUCACUCAUGUUUUCCGAGAAUUGGGACCCUAUGCCAUCUCCCUCCUCAAAGCACUCCUGACGCUCGACUGGCGCAAGCGAAUCAACGCCAUUGACGCCAUCGACCACCCUUACUUCAAGAUGGAACCGAAACCGAUGCGCGAGGAGGACAUCCCUAGAUUCGCCGACUCUCACGAACUCGACCGUCGCAACACUCGUGGACAGAGGCCCCUCCCUCCAGCACCAGCUGGUGGCGCUGUUGGCAUGCCCGAUUGGAACGGCACUGGCCCACCACCAACCAAUGGUCCUUGGAUGAACGGUGAUCGACGCGGCGGUGGACCUCAGGACCGCGGACCCCCCGGCGUUGGACCACCCCCAGGAGGCUACAAUCGGGGAGGGUCCUAUGACAACCGUCGAGGCCCAUACGACCAUCGAGGCCCACCACCUCCACCACCUCGUCACCAGCACCAGCCAUAUCGACCCGACAAUCGCAAUCAAGGCCUUCCGUAUGACGACGCUCCACCACGCCACGCCCUCCCCCAUCCACCACCAGAAGGCCGACACCCACUCCCACAUCCCCCUCCUCACAACUACGCUGGACCUGGCAUUCGUGGCCCACCUCGACAUGGAGAUCCCGGUGACAGAUACGUCCCGCGCUACGACGGCUCGCGCGACGAGCGAGACCGCCACGACCGCCGCUCUCGCGAGUCUGACGACGUGCGAUCUCGGGAUGGUCGGCGUGGCUCUCGAGACUCGGGCAAUUCGAGGGAUGCGCAGAGCAUGGAGCGUGGCAUACCACCGAGUCGCGACGAUAGAGGAGCUUACAGACCACCGAGUCGUGACGAUCGAGCGCAAGGGUACAGACCACCGCGCGACUACGGACGAGACACGAAGAGGAGCAGGACCCGGAGUCCGGACAGAGAGCGCGAGAAUCAGAGGGAGCGGGAGAGAGUUCGGGACGUCUACAGGCGCUGAUUUGGGGAUGAGCAAUGAAGACAGAUCUGGAGCAGACGAGGCGUCUCCUUGGUGCUUGUCGGUGGGUAUUUGACUUGGUGUUCACGGCUGGAAUCCGCUAUGGAUCAUGAUAGGCAUGUAGCAAGGCGUCCUGGCUUCACGGCGGCAUAUCAGGGUGUCUUUUGUAGGCGAUCUUUCGGCCUAAGAUUUGUGCUCUGGAGCUUAAGAAAGGCUAUCAGAUUAUUAGUUAAUAUAUCUAACAUACUUCAAACUACUCUUUGGAUUCUUUAAAAU